Molecule: messenger RNA, 1838 nt
Organism: Botrytis cinerea B05.10
Lineage: Eukaryota; Fungi; Ascomycota; Leotiomycetes; Helotiales; Sclerotiniaceae
Exons: 3
Coding region: 501-1670 (389 amino acids)
Source: RefSeq, a predicted model, not a curated record
GUCCCAAGAACAGAAUUUAUUCGUUCCGGCCUCGUUUUCAAUUUCAACGUCUUCGCAAAUGAAAACUGCAAUCUUACAAAUCUGAAUAUUGUUGGUUCGGACCAUGAUAUCUCUUAUCUUUGCAUCCCGCUUCGCUCCAAUUCUCCCGAAAGCAGCUCUUGGACCAUCUCUCCGGUAGACAGAGUGCAGAGCUCGAAGUCGAGUCUGCAGGGGAAAAUGUCACCGGUGGAACGAUUUCUGUUUCUUUCGUUUCUCAUGGCCGUCUUGAUCUUUGAUAAUCACUCAAUAUCCGGUUAAAGGCGAAGAAUAUUGCCAACUCGUUUCUCGCCGGACAUGGGAACGGGGAAGUAAUUCCCAAGAUUUGGAACUUUCAUCUUCUUUCACACACACCGGCCAAGGGACUUGGUUGUCUUGUUUGCAUGUGCAAAAUCGCAAUUCCAUAAAAUUUCCCUCAUUAUGCUUUCAAUCAACCAUCUUCCGUUUUAGCACCUACACGAACAAUGGAAGUUCUUCGACGUUAUGCCACAGAAGCGCCCGAACAACGUGCUUGGAUCGAUACUAAACCUACAUUCAUUGUUAGCUGGUGGUGUACAUGCUUUGCCAUUGUUAUAAUUUUGUUUCGGAUUUUUGGAAGAUAUGUUCGGACGGAAAAGAUCUAUCUCGAAGACGGCAUUAUGGUGCUGGCCAUCAUCCCGCUGCUUAUGAGAAUGGCUUUUGUCCAUGUUAUCUUGAUGUUCGGCACCAACAAUAGUUUGACACUCGGUCUAACGUCAGAGGAUGUGCGGAAAAGAAUAAUUGGGAGUCAACUUGUGUUGGUCUCUAGGAUUAUGUACGCUGCGUACCUUUGGGCCAUAAAGUACAGCAUCAGCAUAUUCUUACGUUCUUUGACCGGUCAAAUUUGGCAACGAGUACAUCACAAAUUACUCAAAUAUCUUCAUAUUAUGCUCGCGGUGACCUUUUUAGCCACAGCCAUCAGUGAUAUUACCGAGUGCCAGCCGUUCACCCAUUACUGGCAGGUCAUUCCAGAUCCUGGAUCGAAAUGCCGACAAGGAUAUGCGCAACUAUUCACAGCCGGUAUUCUCAACAUCGUUACGAACGUGGCUCUCAUUGUCUUUCCUAUUCCGAUGAUUCUAAAAUCGAAUCUGUCAACGCAUCUCAAACUCAGCGUGAUCCUACGCUUAGCUCUUCCAGCCUUUUGCAUUCUCGCAACGAUUAACCAACUCAAAAAAGUUGUAGCUCAUAACGGCGAUCAACAAAUUCGCUCACUUUUAGCUUCUUUUGACAUCCUCCUCACAACUCUGGUAUCCAAUGCUUCGGUGAUCGGUUCGCUCCUCCAGGACAAAGGUUACAAGAAGACGAAAUACAAAACUCCUAUCUACCGCGACAUUCCCUCCAGCGUCCCCUCUACUAGUUAUACUCGAAGACAUGAUAGUGACGAGGACCUCAUGAUUACUAGUCCCGACACAGACGGAAAGGUGGCAAUGAUGAUAGCGCUGGAAGUUCUACAUGAAACCGCAAGUCGGGAGAAUGAUGAGGCAAGAGAUUUUGGCACAGGUGCAUUGGGAAGCGGGGUCAGGAAACCUGAACAUGUCUGGGCUGGUGAUCAGAUUAGGGUUGAGAGGGCAUGGGAUGUGCAGGUCACAAGAGAGGAUGUACCUAUGAGCGCCUAAACGAAUGACGGAUGCACUAUGAAUUAGUUGCGGUCUGAUCUAUCCUCAGGUUUAGCGUGCUGGGUUUGUUAGUACGUAAUGCUGUACAAAUUAUUUUGUUUGAUACGAUCCAACUUCAUGUAUAUAGGUAUUGUUAGUUACUGUACAUUUUGAAAUAUGAUCCCUCUA